This is a messenger RNA of Conger conger (European conger), 5024 nucleotides long. RefSeq names its product oocyte zinc finger protein XlCOF6-like. Gene Ontology annotation, molecular function: DNA-binding transcription factor activity, RNA polymerase II-specific; RNA polymerase II cis-regulatory region sequence-specific DNA binding. NCBI's taxonomy places the organism in Eukaryota, Metazoa, Chordata, Actinopteri, Anguilliformes, Congridae. The record is from RefSeq and is a predicted model, not a curated record. The transcript has 3 exons. Gene Ontology annotation, biological process: negative regulation of transcription by RNA polymerase II; regulation of immune system process; regulation of cytokine production. Bases 1105 to 3378 code for a protein of 757 amino acids.
GUUCAUCUGCACAUGCUGUGGGAAGACGUUCUUGGACGCUCUUGAACUGAAGAUGCACGAGGAGCAGCACAGUCUGCAGAAACAGUUCACCUGCUCUGUGUGUGACCAGAGCUUCUCCCAGUCACAUGUCCUUCAAGCGCACGAAAGCACUCACACACGGCUGUACGUUUGUACAAAGUACAGAAAAGACUUAAGCUGUAGAAACUUGCUUAAAGCCUACCAGCUCGUUCACACCAGAGAGAAACCGUUCACUUGUGAGCAGUGUGGAAAGUGCUUCUCCCUGAAGAGCCAUCUUAAAACUCACCAGGUGACUCACACAGGAGAGAAAUGCUUCAGCUGCACAGUGUGUAAUAAGAGCUUUGCCUAUCUCAGUGUUCUUAAGCAACAUCAGAGUGUCCACACAGGGGAAAAACCCCACUGCUGCAACGAGUGUGGGAAGAGCUUUACCCGACUAGGUAGUCUUAAAUCACAUCAAAGGGUCCACACCAAAGAGAAACCGUUCACUUGUGAGCAGUGUGGAAUGUGUUUCUCCAGGAAGAGCAAUCUCAAAAGUCACCAGAGUGUCCACACAGGAGAGAAACCCCACUGCUGCAACGAGUGUGGAAAGACCUUUGCCCACCAAUCAAAUCUUAAAUCUCACCAAAAGGUCCACAGCGGGGGGAACACCGUUCAGUUGCACACGGUGCAGCAGGAGUUUCUCCCAGAAUCACACUCUUCAGAGACGCGUGCUUUCUCACAAUCAGGACUCCAGACUAACAACGUCCCGGGGACAAUAAACAGUGUGUUUGUGAUUAACUGAAAUCAUUCCCGGGACACGUUUAGGACUACUAUUUUUCACGAAAGCCCCGUGGCAUCCAUUCUGUGGCAUCCACCAACCUUCCCUGCUUGUACAACAAUCUCUCUCAGUGCAACAUGUCGUGCUAUUUGAAGAGACUGAGAGCAGUAGAUGGGUAUCUGCACAGACAGAAGACAAGGAAGUGGGUCCUAUUGUGGCAGCAGUAUUGCUAGGUUCAGGUGGCCUCCAUCUUGGAGGUUUUAGCGAAAACGGCAGUAGUAGAAAUUACUAAACUAGUCGACGAUGGGUCUGCUGUUUGGCGAUUGGAGAUGUGCAGACGCCAAAGAGAGAACGAAGCGCUAAAAACGAAGUUACUGCUGAUGGAGGGAGAGCUCAGGGCUGUGCGAGGAUACGGAGUGGGAACGCCAGGCACUUCAGGGGCAGCUGCUGCUAAUGGUGGUGAAGGACCCCUCUGUAAGGAGGAGGAGCUGCACAUGCAGCCCUGCCCUGCAGGAGACCCAAAAAAGGAGCUGCAAGCAGAACUCAAACAGGAGCCAGAGGAGCAGCCUCUCACCCCCACACUCCCCCUGCUGGAGUCCGCAGACUGGGGGAUGGAGCUCCAGGGUGUGUGGAGCGUGGCCAACGGCUUGAGAGUUGAUCAGGAACAAAUUGGAAGCUCGGAGCAUGGAGACACCCGGUUAGAUGAUGACUUCUCUCCUCCGCAUUACACUGAUUCUCAGAGGCCACGCUCGGAGAAGGACGAAGGGUCAGCAUCACACCUUGAGCAGAAACAAAAUGGCUGCCCUCUAGAGGAGACGAGCAUUGGUAGACCAACUGAUGACAUUUCGGCAGAGAUGCCGUUCCCUCUGGGUUCUCCAGGAGAGUGUGAUGGAAGCGCCCCGUGUGAGGCUGGUGCUGACACGUCAGCAGAAGCAAAGAGUCCCUGCAGAACUGAGGGACAGGAGGAGGAGUUCAUCUGCACACGCUGUGGGAAGACGUUCCCGGACGCUCUUGAACUGAAGACACACAAGGAGCAGCACAGCGCGGGGAAACGGUUCAGCUGUUCAGAGUGCGGCAAGGGUUUCACUUCCUCCAGCAUCCUGGAGAAGCACAAGCAGGUUCACAGCAGGGAGAAACCAUUCACCUGCUCUGUGUGCGACAAGAGCUUCUCCCAGUCACACAUCCUCAAAGCUCACAAACACACUCACACAGGGCAGAAACAGUGCGCUUCUGUGGAGUGUGGAAAACGCUUCUCCUCUAAGAGUCAUCUUAAAACUCACCAGGUGACUCACACAGGAGUGAAAGCCUUCAGCUGCACAGUAUGCAAUAAGAGCUUUCUCUAUCCCAGUGUUUUAAAGGAACAUCAGAGAGUCCACACAGGGGAGAAACCACACCGCUGCAACCAGUGUGGGAAGAGCUUUGCCCAUCGUUCUCAUCUUAAAAGCCACCAAACGGUCCACACAGGAGAGAAACCCUUCACUUGUGAGCAGUGUGGAAAGUGCUUCUCCCUGAAGAGCAGUCUUAAAAUUCACCAGAGUGUCCACACAGGAGAGAAACCCCACUGCUGCACUGUGUGCAAUAAGAGUUUUUUCUAUCUCAGUGAUCUUAAGCGACAUCAGAAAAUCCACACAGAAGAGAGACCCCACUGCUGCAACGAGUGUGGGAAGAGCUUUACCACAUUAGGUAGCCUUAAAUAUCAUCAAAGCGUCCACACCAAAGAAAAACCAUUUGCUUGUGAGCAGUGUGGAAAGUGCUUCUCCCUGAAGGGCCAUCUUAAAACUCACCAGGUGACUCACACAGGAGAGAAACCCUUCACUUGCGAGCAGUGUGGGAAGAGCUUUGCCCAUCGUUAUCAUCUUAAAAGCCACCAAACGGUCCACACAGGAGAGAAACCCUUCACUUGUGAGCAGUGUGGAAAGUGCUUCUCCCUGAAGAGCAAUCUUAAAAUUCACCAGAGUGUCCACCCAGGAGAGAAACCCCACUGCUGCACUGUGUGCAAUAAGAGUUUUUUCUAUCACAGUGUUCUUAAGCGACAUCAGAAAAUCCACACAGCAGAGAGACCCCACUGCUGCAACGAGUGUGGGAAGAGCUUUGCCACAUUAGGUAGCCUUAAAUAUCAUCAAAGCGUCCACACCAAAGAAAAACCAUUUGCUUGUGAGCAGUGUGGAAAGUGCUUCUCCCUGAAGGUCCGUCUUAAAACUCACCAGGUGACUCACACAGGAGAGAAACCCUUCACUUGCGAGCAGUGUGGGAAGAGCUUUGCCCGUCGUUAUCAUCUUAAAAUUCACCAGGGUGUCCACACUGGAGAGAAACCCCACUGCUGCACUGUGUGCAAUAAGAGUUUUUUCUAUCCUAGUCUUCUUAAGCGACAUCAGAAAAUCCACACAGGAGAGAAACCCCACUGCUGCAACGAGUGUGGAAAGACCUUUGCCCACCUAUCAAAUCUUAAAUCUCACCAAAAGGUCCACAGCGGGGGGAACACCGUUCAGUUGCACACGGUGCAGCAGGAGUUUCUCCCAGAAUCACACUCUUCAGAGACACGUGCUUUCUCACAAUCAGGACUCCAGAUUAACGACGUCCCAAUGUCCCAGGGUGAUAAAUAAUGUGUUCGGCAUGAACUGAUAUCAUUCCCAGGACACCUUUUUGACAAAAAGUUAAUGCCGGUUGAUUUUAUUUGCCCAUAUGUGUGUUGCUAUUUAUUGUUUAGCGCCAUUGGUGCACCUAGGUACACAUCCAUCCAUUAUCUUAACCCACUUAUCCUGAACAGGGUAGCAGGGGGGCUGGAGCCUAUCCCAGCAUACAUUGGGCGAAAGGCAGGAAUACACCCUGGACAGGUCGCCAGUCCAUCGCAGGGCACUCGCACCUAUGAGCAAUUUAGACUCUCCAAUCAGCCUAACCUGCAUGUCUUUGGACUGUGGGAGGAAACAGGAGUACCCAGAGGAAACCCACACAGACACGGGGAGAACAUCCGAACUCCACACAGAGAGGCCCCGGCCAACGGGGAUUCGAACCCAGGACCUCCUUGUUGUGAGGCGGCAGUGCUGCCCACUGCACCAUCCAUGCCACCCGUAGGUACACAUACUAUAGUUAUUUACGACGGUAAGACUGUUUUAGGCUGUCGGUGUGGAUACAAAAUUUGGAAACACCUCUGGAAAUUACCAACGAGAACAACUAUGACGAGAAUAAAUACAUGUAUAGCUAUAUAUACAACAUUAAGUAGAAUAAACGUAUGAAUUAUAAUUUAUGGUAACUGAAAAUACAGUCAUACAACACUACAUGAUGUUGCUCUGCGAUGAGUUGCCAACAACAUAGCCCUAACAAUUUGCUUUUUAAAUGUACACAAUUUUGUUUUUUUUACUAUAAAAAUACGAAAAGUAUUCUUUUUUCAUAUACAAACAAACAUCCAAAUGUCCUUAUCCAAAUUUGAAAGCAUUUUUACAAAUUAAUUUCUCGCAGAGAUGCUCAGAUGUUUUGACCCGGAAGUCUAGAGAACGCUAAUGAACCAUAGAUCUUUCCAGUGGGAAUGACAGCACGCCUAUCUGAGGCCUAAUGGAUACAACGCUAUCAUGUGAUUGUGUACUUUGUUCUGUGCCUGCUUGCAUGUAGUUUCAGUUAUGUUUGUUGUCUUAAUAGGCCACAGAAGAAGAUUUCUGGAGCUUCUUAUUCGCUUCAUUAAAGAGAUUUGGCUUUGGAGAGUCAUUCAGUGGAUUAAAAUCCUAUAUUACUCGCCCACAGCGUCCAUGAUCACUAACGGUCUUACUUCACAAAGAUUCAUGCUCGACCACGGCACCAGACAAGCAUGCCCACUCUCUCCAGUUUAAUAUGCCAUAUUUAUAGAGCCCUGCUGCCAUCCAACAAAACAAUAACAUUACAGGAAUACAGACUCCAGAUACUUCCCAUAAAAUGAGUUCAUAUGCAGAGGAUAUUCUCCUCGAUCUAGAAAAUCCAAUAGCAUCACUACCAGAAGUCUUCAGUGUAAUAAACACAUUCUCAGAAACACAAGCUGCUCAAGUUGAGGUAUUGAUAUUUUCAAAAAGCAAAGAGCUUGGGGCCUUAGCAGACAUUAUUACCUGGCAAACCACCUUCAAUGUAUUGUAAAACGGCUAUUCCCCAAUUAUCAACAAAACCCAUGGCUGGAAAUAAUACAAACAGAAUACAAAGUCUGUUUUGCUUGGGACUGGAUCAGCCCAAGAUUGCUACUCUAAGAUACAUUCCCCGACCGGGAAUCGAACGUAGGCCACGGUGGUGA